Symbiodinium natans is the source of this 1200-nucleotide messenger RNA. NCBI's taxonomy places the organism in Eukaryota, Dinophyceae, Suessiales, Symbiodiniaceae. The record is from the annotation of a GenBank genome assembly.
AUGGUCUACCAGGCAAAAAUUCUGUUUUUGUCAUUGCUGGUGAUCGGGUCGUGGCGGCUCGUGGUCAAGAACAGCACCUUCCUGGAAUGGUUUGAGCUUCCCAGCCGGAUGCAAGAGAUGGGUCUGCCAAAGAAGCUGCCCACAUGGCUGAAGCAGCCUUUGCACUAUUAUGUGAUCCUUUACUUCAUGUUGGGCGUUUUACUGUACAACUCUUUGCACGAUACAGUAAAGAUCAUGAGACAGACGGACUUCAUGGAUGUUUGGGCCUUUCACCUCCCCGACUCAGUUCCCCAGGAAGAGCGCAACUUUCCAAGAUGGCUUUUCUCAAUAUCUGCAUACACCCCGCUCGCGAGCAUAGCCACGUUCGUGGUGUCGGUCGGGCACACCCUCAUGCACUAUUGUGCCAUCAGAGGCAUCGAGCUAAAACGGGUUGUGGAUCAAGAUCGGGCAAUUUUGGUGAUUGCUCUUCCGGCUGUCUAUGGUGCCAUGGCAUUCAAAUCGGUGAUACGGAUGUGGAUUCUUUUCACUGGCUGUCGGAUUGAAAGCGAGUGUGGCUCCCCUGGCUCACCCUGGGAGACCAAGAAGACCUUCAUCCUGGACGCGUACGACUCCAACUACGACACCGCGGACCUCUACGAGGCCUACGCGCUGUACCUCUUCGCGCAGCUCUGCAUGUCGCAGGUUGCGAAGAGAACCUCGGACUCGGGCACCUCCACCCUCACGCACACGGUCGAAGCUCUGACAAUGCAGGGCGUGAUGAGCUUCGUGAUCGUGUGUUUCCUUCAAGCCACGUACAAGAUGGCGCUCACCAUCUACGUGAGCCUCACCGAUGACACGACAUUGCCAGGCCUGUCGCCCUACCUGACAGGGGCCGGACUGGUCGCUUCAUCUGCAGCGAUUUCCAAUGUGAUCACUGUUGAGCACAGCCUGGAGACCUACUUGCACGAUUUUCGGCCAAGCGCAAAGUUUUGGAGCGCAAAAGUGUUGGUGUCCAUCGCUUUUUUGCAGCAAACCAUCUUGUCCAUCCUGUCACACUUUCUCGGCGCGGGCUUCACGGACCUGCAGCAAAAUCUUCUAUAUUCGUCUCUGAUUUGCUAUGAAGUCCUGCUUGUUUCCUUCUUCCACAUGUACGCGUGGAGAACAAGUGAACCAUGGUUGAAGUGCGCCACGCAAGAGCCACUGCUGAGUGGUGGCCACUGA